AUGCCUCGCAAUGGCUCGGCGACGGGCCCGAAACCGACCGGAGUGCCGGGCAUCCUGGCUCGAUUCUAUCAGCGCUCCUAUCCAGCGGUCGACUAUGUCGCUCUGGCAUGCUUAGCGGGGAUUUGGGUUAUGAUCCAACUCUUCGUCGACCCGUUUCAUCGCAUGUUCUCUCUUGACAACCGAUCAAUCCAAUAUCCUUUCGCCGUAGUGGAAAGAGUACCCGUGUUGUGGUCUAUCAUAUACGCAGGACUGAUUCCGCUUCUGGUCAUCAUCUGCUGGGCUGCUGUCUUUCGGCCUAAGCCUUAUCAAGUCCAACUGACCGUAUUGGGCCUGCUCGUCGCUCUCAUGCUGACCUCGUUGAUCACGGAUAUUAUCAAGAAUGCGGUGGGAAGACCCCGCCCGGAUUUGGUUUCGCGCUGUGUGCCCAAGAAGGGCACUCCGGGCAAUGCGCUGGUCGCAUGGACGGUCUGUACGCAAACAAAUAACCAUAUUCUCCAAGAGGGAUGGAGGAGCUUCCCAAGCGGACACAGCAGUUUCUCUUUUGCUGGACUCGGAUACUUAUCAAUGUUCUUUUCUGGCCAGAUGCAUGUCUUUCGCCCCAGGGCGGAUCUCUGGCGUUGCAUUCUGGCACUCAUUCCGAUGCUGGGUGCACUGAUGAUUGCGAUUUCACGACUGGAAGACUACAGACACGAUGUAUACGACGUGACCUGCGGCUCUCUUCUUGGCUUAGUCGUCGCCCAUUUUUCUUACCGACGUUACUAUCCUGCACUGCGAUCCGCUGCCUGUGAUACCCCGCAUGAUUUCACUGAUUCUCCUGGUCCGAAUGGAUUCUCUAAGCUCCCAGCUGAUGAGGAGCAACAGAUCCAUGGUCGCAGCUGGGAAGCCGAGACAUAUCCACUCGAGGAAUUACCACCCCAUAAUGGUCGGUAG
This is a messenger RNA of Aspergillus clavatus NRRL 1, 930 nucleotides long. Its product is annotated as phosphatase PAP2 family protein. NCBI's taxonomy places the organism in Eukaryota, Fungi, Ascomycota, Eurotiomycetes, Eurotiales, Aspergillaceae. The transcript is spliced from 4 exons. Gene Ontology annotation, molecular function: phosphatidate phosphatase activity. The coding region runs from base 1 to 930 and encodes 309 amino acids. Gene Ontology annotation, biological process: phospholipid metabolic process. The record is from RefSeq and is a predicted model, not a curated record.